AUGUAUUAUUCAAACACGUAUACCCAGGGUAAUGGAUCUGGGCGAAGAUUCAUUGUAAAGGCUAGUAGAGAUAUAUACUAUCGUAUGUAUUUAGAUAAGAAUACCUACUCUGGGAUCAAGAGAAGCUCCUCUAAUUGUCACACAGUGGCUUCUUGUGUAGCCAUAUUCCAAAUGGUUGAUCCUUUCAAAUCAGACUUUUUCUUUCUCGUAUUGUCAUCAUCUACUAAGAGAAAAAUGCGUAUUGUCUUUGCUGCCAUUCUUUUUAGUGGGCUAGCUUGCAUUGUUCAGGCAAUAGACCCUCGUUGGGGUCAAGAAACAAGAUUUGAUCCAGUUGCACCUACAAACUAUCAAUAUAGCGGAGAACCCUAUUUAGACUAUCACAUUGAUAUUUAUUCUUUCAAUGUUACCAGCAACAGUGUACUUGAUCUUACGAAUCCAGAAUGGACUCUUAUUCCAGGUGUUGCAAAAACCAUCAUUCCAAGAGCUUCAAGUCGAUUUAUAUUUUCCGGAAUCCCCCGCACUGAUUCAGUAUUUCUUCAGGGCGGAAGUGUAUGUCCUACUUGCACUUACAACGGAGGAUACUCUUACAAUGUAUCGACAAAUUUAUGGAAGCAACUGACUUCUACUACACCAAUAAUGGAUACUUCUUCCGUAAUUUUGAACGAUAUUAUCUAUUAUUUUGGUGGUCAAACUGCUGCUGUAACUGGUUAUCCUACAACAUCUACUAUACUGUACAAUAUACUAUAUACUGUCAAUACCAAGACAGGGAAUUCGUCAUCAAUUGCGGCCAGAGGUGGAUCCCAGCUACCUCAAGCAACAUGGUCAUCAUCUAUGGUUUAUUCUUCCGCUUAUUCAUCAAUUAUUAUUUUUGGCGGUCAGCAAUACUCUGAUACAACAAUACCUGUUAGUAUGAAAGAUAUUUUCUCCAUUAAUCUCCAGACAGGCGUGUACAGCAAGUUGAGCCAAACAGUAGCUACCACGGGUGAUUUACCUGCUACUAGAUGGGGUCAAUCCACAGUCAUGGAUCCUACCAAUAACUAUGCAGUUAUGUUUGGUGGCUGUAAUGAUGCCGGUGAAGCAAUGAAUGAUGUUUGGCUGUAUGAGAUCGGUAAACGCGCUUGGUCAAUACAGACAACAACCGGAAUUCCGCCUACUCCAAGAUGUAGACAUUCUGCUGUUGUUAUUGGAAAAUAUAUGUUGGUUUUGUUCGGUGGAAAUAAUGGUGUAUUCAACUCUGAUAUUAAUGUCGCUCUCGACAUGACUACCUGGGCAUGGACUACCACCCCUGCGAUUGGCUCACCGUCUGAUUUUGGCACACCAAUUGUUUCUCCCCCUUCACCGUCUCCGAAUGCUUCGGCAACACUAUCAAGCUCUGGACCAAAGGCAUCGUCUACACAAGCGAGCGAAGAAAUUCUUGGAAACGGUGGUAGCUCAUCUAGAAUUUCUGGAGGCGCUAUUGCAGGUAUCGUCGUUGGAUCUAUUGUAGGCGGUGGAAUUAUUGGCGCACUUAUCUUCUUUGUAUUCAAAAGACGCAACAAGUAUUCGAACGCAAAUGAAGUUGAAGAGAAAGAUAGCGAUGUUGAAUUUGCUAUUAAUGAAGGAAAUAUCACAAGCUCACCCCAAUCUGGAGAGGGAAGUUCGACCAACUAUGCUAAUAGAAUACUUAAGCCUGACCAGAAAAUUGGUGGACCCGCAUUACCAAUAGGUCGUAUUAUGCUUGAGCCAGUUAAGCCAGAUUUCAGAUGA
Phycomyces blakesleeanus NRRL 1555(-) is the source of this 1746-nucleotide messenger RNA. RefSeq lists its product as hypothetical. Lineage: Eukaryota; Fungi; Mucoromycota; Mucoromycetes; Mucorales; Phycomycetaceae. The transcript has 13 exons. The record is from RefSeq and is a predicted model, not a curated record. Gene Ontology annotation, molecular function: protein binding. The coding region runs from base 1 to 1746 and encodes 581 amino acids.